Notolabrus celidotus (New Zealand spotty) is the source of this 2318-nucleotide messenger RNA. RefSeq lists its product as uncharacterized. Gene Ontology annotation, molecular function: zinc ion binding. The record is from RefSeq and is a predicted model, not a curated record. Bases 586 to 1413 code for a protein of 275 amino acids. NCBI's taxonomy places the organism in Eukaryota, Metazoa, Chordata, Actinopteri, Labriformes, Labridae. The transcript is spliced from 5 exons.
CCCCAGGACUACUUUUUUUCUCUGGGCCGCACGUAGUUCCCAGGUAAAGUUCAUCUGGUCGAAAAACACCUUAUGCUCGCGACCCUCCAGGGGGUCUCGACCCACACAUUGGGAACCGCUUGGCUACACUCUAAGCAGGAAGCAUCGAUGGAGUUUUUUUUAACAACAGAAGUUAUAAACCAACAAUAAAGGUAGCAUAACGUGAUAGAUUCACGUGCACUUAAACUCACGUGAUACAGGCGGUCACCUUUUAUUUGAUGGAGUAGUCAAAAGGCACGUGCAAUAGUUCUUACCGUGCCGCGUGCUUGAGAUGAACUGUUUUCACUUUCGAGUGGGAGGGGAACACCGCUUCACCGACGGACAGAGGAGGUGAACACACAAACACAAACACACACACACACACACUACCCCGACUACACUAUCAGCACACAGUGGACACUUUAAACAGCCGUGAAACAGCCUUAAACUCCUGCGUUGAGUCGUGGACAGGUGUGGCAGCUCGCGGUGACUAAAGCUUGAAGAGGAAGUGAGAGAAAACGAAGACAGUCAAGCUGUUCCAGGAAGACUUUCUUUUCCAGCGUCAAAAUGAGCCUUCAGGGACAGGAGCAGGAGAUGAAGACAUAUGACCCACUGGAUUCCACCCUGACGUUUGUCAUCGGGAAGGACGACUUGGAUUUUGUGUCCUUAGGUGAUGGAGACGAUGGUGUCAGAGCAGAGAUGUCCUGCGGUCAUGCUGUCACUCCAGAUUCUCUCACAGACUGGUGUUUGAGACUGCUGAAAGAGGGUAAAUACAAAUUCAGAUGCCCUGCAGUGGACGAAGCUACCAACAGAGUGUGCAAUAAACUGUGGUCAUACCAGGAGGUGAGAAGACUGGCAGAUUUGACUGUUGAGGAAAUGGUGUACUUUGAGGAGACCAUGGCCCGCCUGGUUGCUGCAGAUUACUUGGAAAUAAAGCCAUGCCCACAGUGCAAAACGAACGUGGAGAGGCUGGAUCUCGCCAACCUGUGUGUGGUGUGCACCAUCUGUACAGCCGAUCAGAAGAGAACAUACCAGUUCUGCUGGCAGUGUCUGAAGACGUGGAAAGGUCCAGGCCCCCGAUCCGACCGAUGCGAUAACAAAGGCUGUGUCAACAAUGACCUGCACCUUCUGCAGACCUGCAAGAGCAUCAGUCUGCCUGCAGUGAAGGGGGUCACCGACUGCCCCUCCGUGCGGUCCUGUCCUAAAUGUGGCAUGAGGGUGGAGCAUAGCCAAGAAAACUGCAAAAACAUCAAGUGCCCUCGCUGCCACAGGGAGUUCUGUUUUGUGUGUCUGAAACGGAAGAGUGAAUGUUCCAAAACAAGCACACCGUUUCAAAUCUGUCCCAGUGGUGUGGCUCCGAGACAGACCUCCAUCCGCGUGUGGAAGAGAAAAUGAGAGAAAAUAUCCACUCAGGCAUUCUUUUAUUUGAGGAUGACAACCAGCAACAACAGAAUACGUGAUAUGAUUAGCUUUCUGGGGGAGUGCAGCUAUACACAGGGAUUUUAUGGCUAUUUAUUUUACUUGUUAGCAUAGCCCAUAACCCCUACUAAGCAAGCUAACUUGCUAACUGUACAAUAGCUUCUAUUGCAAGAGCUUUGAUAGGCAGUAGACAGGGGAGCGUCCAGAGGGGUGGCCAGGUUUGGCACAUGAACCCCCCUUGAAAUCUGAUUGGUCAUCCCAGGGUGCCACCCCAAAAUCCUAAACUGCCGUGGGCUAUUUGCCUUGAUAAGACAGGAGUUUGGUUGAGAUCAACCAUAUAGGCUGUGCAUUAGCAGGCUGCUAGUAGCAAAUUUUGUAUUUAAAGGUAGCACACUUUAUAUUGUUUGUGCCCUCAGAAGCAUCUUUGGACAAACAUCUUGUUUCUUGUUUUGAUUAAAGAUUUAAGCUAAGGGGAUGUUUGUGUUGCCACUCUGUUGUGUUUCCUUUAAAAGUAAAGCAAUAUAUUCAUAGGAAUAUAAGAACUGAGUAAUACAGUAAUGCAAGUUGUUAAAGUUGGGAGUGAAGACAGAGAAGGUAAAUGCUAUUAAAUUGUGUGUAUGCACACAGAUACCUCGGCCACCCCUGUCUAAGUCAGUUCACCGGUUCGGCCACUUGGAGAAAUGUAGCUGUUAUUUUCAGUGUGCACAACUUUAAAAACGACGCCCCAUACAUUCAUUCAGCAAUAUUGAAUGGGAAAUGUCAAUCUUUUAUUUCAUGUUUAUACAGAUACAAAUGACUAUUAAUGUUAUGACCUAUAAUCACCCCGACAGUCAUCCAAUAAAUGUGUUUAAAAAUAAAGAAUUAAAGAAGCAAGCUGUUGA